Molecule: messenger RNA, 1363 nt
Organism: Cryptomeria japonica (Japanese cedar)
Lineage: Eukaryota; Viridiplantae; Streptophyta; Pinopsida; Cupressales; Cupressaceae
Exons: 6
Coding region: 472-1011 (179 amino acids)
Biological process (GO): dolichol-linked oligosaccharide biosynthetic process
Cellular component (GO): UDP-N-acetylglucosamine transferase complex; extrinsic component of endoplasmic reticulum membrane
Molecular function (GO): hexosyltransferase activity
Source: RefSeq, a predicted model, not a curated record
AGUCCUUAGCUUCCUAUAAAUUUCUUACUAAAAGCUCAAUAAGUUAAAUGAAACCUUCUUAUUGGGUUACCUGAGCUGAGACAAGAGGACGAACUUCCAAAUCCUAAUAAGGGUAUGUGAUCUUUUGGGCGACUAUUAACUGUAUUAGUUCCAAAUCGCCGAUUGCCUGCCACCCUUUUACAGUGGCUGCUCCAAUCAACUGUGGGAUCAUCGAAAUGUACCAUAAGCUCCAUUAGAUGGACCAAGGACUUCACAUUUCCACUAAAUUUGACCAAACUCACCCAGAACUGGGUUUGGGUAUUUGGAACUUGCCUAGGUCUGGCUUUGCUUGCCUUUGGAACUUGUUGAUUCUGGUGAAAAGGCUAUAUGCUAGACACAAUUUCUGCCGAAUGGACACCAUUGUAAAAAAAUAAAUACUCUUUGUUGUUAAAGAUUAUCUGUUGACACUGAAAAGAGCUUUCAUUGUCUGAAAUGAGGACAGAAAUGGAUUCAGAUGGAGAAAGUGAGAGAACUGUGUUUGUGACCGUUGGCACUACUUCCUUCGAUUCCCUUGUCAAGGCAGUUGAUUCUACCCAAUGCAAAGAAGCCUUAGUGAGUAAGGGGUAUACCAAUCUGCUCAUCCAAUUAGGCCGUGGCACAUAUUUCCCAACAAAGUCUUCAGGGGAAGAUGGAGGCCUAAAAGUUGAUUACUUCACAUUUUUACCGAACAUUGCAGGUUUUCUGCAAUCUGCAGCCUUGGUUAUUAGUCAUGCAGGGUCAGGUAGCAUAUUUGAAACUCUACGUGUGAAUCGGCCCCUUAUUGUUGUAGUGAAUGAAGCAUUGAUGGAUAAUCAUCAGAGUGAAUUAGCAGAGGAACUUGCAGAGAGAAAGUUCUUAUAUUGUGCUCGUCCUGAAACACUAGCAGAAACCAUAGAAUGCAUGGAUCUAGAGUCGCUUCUCCCUUAUCCACCAUCAAAUCCUAUGGCAGUAGUUCAAUCACUAAACCAAUUUUUGGGGUUUCUUGACAAUUGAUAACCAAUGCAAGCAUUCUUUUACAUGUCCAUGAGAGAACACUUUAAUACCUACUUCCUUAGAACCAGUUUUCCUGUUCUAUGCUUGGGUUUCUCAAACUUAAUGCCCGUAAUAUUAAUUGCAUGAGAUGAGGAAGCAGCCUAACAUUGUAUUUUGUUUUAAGGGAGAGAAGGUGAAGGAAACUGGAUAUUUGCUAAAUGUGUGGCCUUUGAUUUAAUUGCAAUGUGGACCAGAAGGUUAGGAACUUUAAUUUAAGUAAUUUGAUAACUGAAAAAAUGCAAACCAUAUUGCAUCUUAUUACGAGUGGAGUACCUGUAUUUUAAUGUCAAGGCAUAGCACUGUUUAUGGUUUC